This is a messenger RNA of Durusdinium trenchii, 4137 nucleotides long. Lineage: Eukaryota; Dinophyceae; Suessiales; Symbiodiniaceae. The record is from the annotation of a GenBank genome assembly.
AUGGACUUCCAGGGUCUUCACUGCUACAUCGACCACCUUGCGGUGGUACAGCCAGAUGUUCCAGCAAGCCUUGAAGCCCGGACAGGAGCUUCUUGGAGCUAUCAGCAGCUGCACCGUGCAUCCUUGCGUGUGGCCGCUUUGCUAGCUCCACUGCUCGCCGAAAAUGGAGACAUCAAGGGACGGCCACCUCGACCAGCUGCCCUGGGACUUCCACGUGGAAAUGCGUGGUACGCCUGUUGCUACGCUUGCUGGCGCCUUGGAGUGCCGGUGGUAGCCAAUGAUGAGAUGCCGGACAAGGCAUCACAAGCCCAACGGGCUGAACGGCUUGCAAAAGAGCUUCGUCCACGAGUGGCAAUAGGCUUUGCCACCAAGAGCAUGCCGAACGAUUGCGUAUCCUUCAGUAUGGAGCAUAUCCUUGCUGCCAUUGAGACUGGCACUGAAGCUUCCAAGUCUGGGCCUCUCACGGGCCCUGACUCGGUGUUGCUUUACACCUACACCGGAGGAACCACCAAGCACAGCAAGUGUGUGGUGGUGAGUCAUGCUAUGGCCUUGUGGGAAUUGCAGAAUUACCACAUUGUCAUGCAGGGCCAUGUGAGCAGUGCAGAUCGUGUUUUGCAAUUCACCUCAGCCUACUGGGGAGCUGCAGCCUUUGGACAGAUUGACAUCGCCUUAGCCUUUGGCGCUUGCGUGGUGUUCUCGGAUCCUGAGGCUGAGAAAUUAGCUCCCCUCAUCGCCAAGCAUGAGAUCUCGGUACUGGGCACCGUCCCAUCACUCUUGCGCGCCACUUACCCUGGUGGCCCUGAAUCUAAAGCUCCUUCAUUGAAAGUCAUCCUCACCUGGGGCGAGGCCUUGUCAGUGAAGGUAUCCAAGCCUUGGAGAAAGGUUUGCUUUUUGGUCGACCUUCUCAUUGCGAGUGAGUAUUGGCUAGCCCUUUACAGCCACUGCGACGUGUACCGGGAUCCCGCAACGGGUCGUGAGAAGCACUUGCUGAUUCCUUUGCCCAAGCUUCAGAUGCAUUUGUUGAACGACGGUUUGGUGCUUCCAAAUGCUCCAGGCAAUGAGGGAGAGAUGAUUCUCACCGGGGCUACUGUGUCUCCAGGCUACAUCACUGACGGUUUCAUCGGCCCGAGUGAGAGCACCGAACAUAGCGACUAUGUGCAUCAGGGUGUCCGCUAUUUGCGUACUCGGGAUAAGUUGAGAUGGGUCUCCGCCAAGCGCUUGGUCUACUGUGGCCGCACUGGCUCCCUCGCCAAGAAAGGCGGGCAGUUUGUGGAUUUGGAGGAGCUGAGUGAGAGACUGCAAGCUUUGCCUGGCAUGCUCAGCUGUGCAAUUCUGGGUGGUGAAAGACUGGAGGCGUUUUGCACGCUUGAGGAGGAGUUGACCAUUCCACUCCAGCGUGUUCAGAAGGAAGCCCAGAAAAUCUGUGGCCCCACCGCGCGUGUGCAUUUCCGCACCCAGCUACCAAGACAUCCGGUGACGGGGAAAGUGGAUCGGCUUCAGCUGCAGGCACAGUUGGACACCUUGUUGCAAAGAGAGCUGACAUAUGAGGAGCAGAAGCGGUGGAUUCAAAGGCAGAUGCUUAGGGCAUACUGCAGCUGGUAUCCUGUGGCCUUGCUGUAUUUGGUUUGGGCGACUCUUGUUGGGGGGUUUCUGGACCUGAAGUCUUUGUGGUCCAUACCCCUACGUUUGCUUUUGCUUCCCUACAUGUGGGGAGCUUUGGCCUACACACCACUCCUGCCAUUGUCGAGCAAGCGAGAAAGGGCGGCCUACGAGAGCUGCAUUUGCCCUCCGGAGCUUCUACUCAUUCUCGUCGGGGUGCUGCCCUCGUUCUUGCUUUGCACUGCGCAAGUCUGGGCAUGCGCGCUGCUGGUGUGUGUGCGACGAGAAAGGGUCGCUGCCCUGCCAAUGCUGGCAGUGGGUGUUGUGUCCCCAUUCUUGCCAUUGGCCACUCAACUAUCACUUUGUGGAGGAUGCAUCAUUUGGGAUCUUAUGUUUCCACAUGAUGACCGCUUCUUGCUGCCAAGCCUGCCUCUUUGCUUCUAUUUGGUGCUGCCGAAAUGGCUUGGCGAUGAGCUCACUUGGCAUUUGGAGAAGAACUUCCUUCGUCGAAGGCUGAAAGACUUGCUGAUCCGCUUCUUCAUCAUUCCAAAGAUCCCUUGGGCUGCCAGUUGGGCUUGGGAAGACCACGGCCGUUCCUUCAGUAUCUUGGACAGUGUGGGCCCGGUGCGUGUGGCCAAAGGCAACUCUGGGCUCUCCUUAGCCGUCGAGUUCUCAGAGGAGAUCCAGGUGCCCUGCGCACGCCGCGCCGCGGACGUGGACGAGCACGCGAGUUCCGCCUCGCCGUCGACCGCGGUGGGCGAUGGCCAUGGCACGCUGGCGACGCUCGUGGCGCGUGCGGGGGGCGACCCAUCCAUGCUUUGCUUGGACUCGUUGCAGGCCACAGUGUUGGCUGAGUUGAUCCGUAAGGAGCUGCAUCAAUCUAUUUCGGUGGCCGAUGUACUGCGGAGCCAGAGCCUCCAAGAGAUGCAACAGAGAUGUGAACCUUGUGAAGAGGUGAAUUAUGAAGAGGAGCACGGAGACUUGGCUUCCCACAUCAAAAAAUGCGAGACCUUUCGAGUCUUUCUCCUCCAGUUCCCCCGUCAUCCCGUGGACUGGUGCUUACGCGUCGACGCUCCCAUCGACCUCCACGCCUUCCAACGGGCCGUGGACCGCUGCGUCGCUCAGCAUUCGGCGCUCCGGACCUCGGAGACGCCGGACGAAGCGCUGCGCGACACCAUGGACAAAGCGGCGGCCCUGUGGCAACUCUGGCGCGCGGUGGGGCGACGGUCGGACUGUUGGGAGCGAGUGAUGGCUUCCGCCCUCUUCGCGCUCUGGCCCCGGACGCGUGUCGCGCGCAGCGAGGAAGCGCCCCGUUUGGAAGUACGGGUGCCUCCGUUGGUGGAUGGUCGAGUGAGAGAUCCUCGCUGGGAUUGGGCGAGCCACGACCAGUACAUCCACUCAGUUUUUGACGACCUUUUGAAGCCAAGGCGUUGGCCCUUUGAUGUGGCCGUAGCCCCUUUGUUCCAUGGAACAGCGGCUGGGCAUAGUGCCAUUGAAGCGGCCUUGUCCAAACCAGCUUCCGAGGUGGCCUGGUACAUCUAUUGCAGCAUCACGCAUGCAUACUCUGAUGGUCUUUCAGGCCAAGCCCUCUUUGCUGACUUAUUGCGCUUCUACCACGAGGAGCGUGAAACUCAGGGUGGCCCUUCAUCGGCUGCCAAGGAGGAACUGGGCCCAACACCAGAGCCUUUGGCACUGCUGCAGCGUAGGCUGUGGCGUUCACUUUGUAAGCCAGGAAACCUGCCAGAGCCCAAUGAUGACUUGUACCAUGAAUCCAUUUGUGAUGAUUGGGGCAGGCGUGCUGGCCAGUCUCGUCGCAUCUAUUUUCACCCGAACGUCACCCGCACCUUGCGCCUCGCGGCUCGACAUUGCUUUGGCUGUUCCGUGGACCUCGCAUGGCUCACGGCCAUCAUGUGCACCAUGUUUCGUUUGUUCCCGCAGCAGCCGCGCAUGCUGUUGAUUCUGAAGGCCUCCUGUCGUGAUGGCCCUGGGCAAGGGCAGAUGGUGGGUUUUCUCAGCGAGGCACGCCUCAUUGCGGUUGAUGCUGGCGAUUUGGCCACGGCAAACAUUUGGGAGGUGCAUAAACUCAUUGAUUCUGCACGGCUUGCACGUGACUGGCGAGCACCAGAACCGUUCGAGUUUGGACUUUGUGUUUAUGUGAACAUCGUCUCUGCAAUGGUGGACAGCUUGCCACCGGGCUAUCGUCACCUAGUGCGCGAGGCGGCUCCUCCCAGUCGGUGGUACUCCACUGCCUACAGCCACUUGAACUUGAGGAUUGAUCAGCUCCAGCUGGAUGAUUGGGACUUCCGUAUCUUCCACCACGAUUCCGCUUGGGGCUGGGACUGGCCCACCAACUUCGCGCACGACCUGGCCGACACCGUGCGCCGCAUGGCGCUCACCCCCACCGCGCCGGUCGUGGGCGACCUGGGGCCGGUGGAGAGGAGUGGAGCCGCGGAGACGGGGUCGUCCAAGCGGAGCGCGGAGAUCGAGACGGUGGAGAGGGCGGCGAAGCUUCGGAGAAGGGGAGGGAAUGAAGGGUGA